Messenger RNA from Exophiala viscosa, 748 nucleotides. Its product is annotated as RmlC-like cupin domain-containing protein. The coding region runs from base 134 to 661 and encodes 175 amino acids. The transcript has a single exon. The record is from RefSeq and is a predicted model, not a curated record. Lineage: Eukaryota; Fungi; Ascomycota; Eurotiomycetes; Chaetothyriales; Herpotrichiellaceae.
GGUGACUCGUGAUGGUUGUGAGUUUUCACAUAUAUUUGGCUGUCGCCAAUUGUCGUGGACAAGAGAGUGUGGUAUUAUUUCUGAACUAGAAAUAUACCGCGCGCCGAGACCAGGCCGCAUAUCUACUACAAACAUGCCCAUCACACCUCUCAAGGCCUUGCGCGUCUCUAAGCAUCAGAUCCCAGCUUACAAUGGCAUUCCCAACACCUCCGUUCAAGGCAAACCCCUAAUGAUAUACCACUCCGCUUUCACAAAGUCGUCCGCAUCCAACAUAAAGACCCAUCUCAAAGCUGUCGGUGUUGUGUGUCCACAAUGGGAAUACACUAUGUUCACUGAGACUCAUUUCCAUUCAACCACUCACGAAGUACUCAGUAUCGCGUCCGGUUCGGCCAAAUGCUGUUUUGGAGGUGAGAAGAAUGAAGGUAGGGUGGAGCCUGUGCUGGAAGAAGGUGAUGUUGUGAUUGUUCCAGCUGGUGUCGGUCAUCGUUUGCUCGAAGAUUAUGGUGGUUUCAACAUGGUUGGCUCGUACCCAACGGGGAAGAGCUGGGAUAUGUGUUAUGGUCGUGCUGGUGAAGAGUCCAAGGUCAAAGCUAUCGAAGAUUUGGGUUGGUUCAGACAAGACCCUAUCUACGGCGAUGAUGGUCCAAGUCUGGACGUGUAGACCAAGCAACAUUUGCUUGGAUGAGGAAGCAGCAAGCCUGCCAUUCAAAGUCGGGGCUUUGCAUCAUCAUCAGCCAUGCCCGUAAGG